AUGGGUGGGAUUAGGAAGACCACUCUCGCUCAACUUAUUUACAAUGAUAGUGUCAUGGAGCUACAUUUUGACUUUAAAGUAUGGGUUUGUGUUACAAAUGACUUUGACAUUUUCAAUGUAACAAAAACAAUUGCUAAGAAAGUGAUCACUUCCCAAAGAUUUGACAAUGAUGACUUGAAGAGAGACUUCACUUCCUUGACAUUUGACAAUGAAGACUUGGAUUUUCUUCAAGUUAAAUUGAAGGAGGCUUUGAAAGGAAGAAAGCUUUUGCUUGUGUUGGAUGAUAUUUGGAUUGAAAAUUAUUCUCUUUAG
Molecule: messenger RNA, 312 nt
Organism: Ziziphus jujuba (common jujube)
Lineage: Eukaryota; Viridiplantae; Streptophyta; Magnoliopsida; Rosales; Rhamnaceae
Product: putative disease resistance RPP13-like protein 1
Exons: 1
Coding region: 1-312 (103 amino acids)
Molecular function (GO): ADP binding
Source: RefSeq, a predicted model, not a curated record